This is a messenger RNA of Penicillium verhagenii, 1332 nucleotides long. RefSeq names its product NADH:flavin oxidoreductase/NADH oxidase. Bases 1 to 1332 code for a protein of 443 amino acids. The transcript has a single exon. Lineage: Eukaryota; Fungi; Ascomycota; Eurotiomycetes; Eurotiales; Aspergillaceae. Gene Ontology annotation, cellular component: intracellular anatomical structure. The record is from RefSeq and is a predicted model, not a curated record. Gene Ontology annotation, molecular function: FMN binding; NADPH dehydrogenase activity; NADP binding.
AUGGGUUCUAUCGCAGUCAAGUCGCCUCGUGUCCUGAAGGCCCCUGGUGUUCCUUAUUUUACCCCGGCCAACAAUGGCGGUGCUGCGCUGAACCCACAGGACCCCAAUACCCCAACUUUGUUCCGCCCAUUGCAGAUCCGCGAUGUCACAUUCAAGAACAGAGUGAUAGUCGCGCCCAUGUGCACCUAUUCGGCAAACUCAGAUCCAUCCUCGCCCGCAGUUGGCGCUCCUACAGACUUCCACAUCGCGCAUCUUGGUCACUUAGCUACCAAGGGAGUUGGUCUUGUGAUCAUCGAAGCAACUGCAGUGCAGCCGAAUGGCAGAAUCUCUCCCAAUGAUCUCGGCUUAUGGCAGGAAGGAACCGAAUCCGAGCAAUUCAAGGCAUUGCAGCGCGUUGCGAAUUUCGCUCAUAGCCAAGGAGCCAAGGUUGGUAUCCAGCUCGCCCAUGCCGGUCGCAAGGCCAGCACUGUUGCACCCUGGUUAUCGUCUGAGGGCAAGAGGAGCAGCAUCAGGGCUAACGAAGAUGCUGGAGGAUGGCCGACUAAUGUGGUUGGUCCCUCUGGAGGCGAGGAGCACAUCUGGGCCCCUGGUGAUGUCAAGUACUGGGCUCCCCGGGAGCUCAGCACAGCUGAGGUUGAGGAUCUUGUUCAAGCUUUUGCGCGCAGUGCUAAGUUGGCUGUUGAAGCCGGUGUUGACGUGAUCGAAAUCCAUGGUGCCCAUGGAUAUCUUCUGAACGAGUUCUUGAGCCCGGUCACUAACCACCGCACUGAUAAAUAUGGCGGAAGCUUUGAUAACCGCGUUCGAAUUGUGCGGGAGGUGUGCACUGCCAUUAGGGCUGUCAUCCCUGAAGGAAUGCCGCUAUUCCUUCGUAUCAGUGCUACUGAAUGGCUGGAAGGAACUCCGGUCGCAGCAGAGACGGGCAGUUGGGAUAUGGCUUCUUCAACCCAACUGGCCAAGCUAUUACCAGAAUUCGGUGUCGAUCUCUUGGAUGUCAGCUCUGGUGGUAAUCAUAAAGAUCAGAACCUUCAGCCACACACGAAUUAUCAGAUUGAUCUUGCGGGUCAGCUCCGCAAGGAGAUCCGCAAGGCGGGCCAAACGACCCUGGUGGGAGCCGUCGGCUUCAUUACAGAGGCUGAAGCAGCUCGCGGAAUUGUUCAGGGUGCUGAUGAAGCCGUGGAAACUGAGGGAAUUCUCUCGGGCCAAAAACCCAAGGCUGAUGCGGUUCUCAUGGCUCGCCAAUUCCUUCGCGAGCCGGAGUGGGUCAUAAAUGCGGCAAAGAAGCUGGGAGUCCCGAUCUCAGUCCCGCUACAAUUUGCUCGAGGACUUCUGUAG